UGAGAAGAAAAUAUCUGCUCAUACUUUGCAACGCGAAAUCAAAUCAGGACACGAAUCGUUCAUCGAGAAAAAGCUUCACUUAAAAUGAAGUCUGUUCUUCUGUUUUUUGUUUUUACUGCCACAUAUGUAGCUGCCGUGCAGGGAGUGUCACAAAAUGACGUAAUGGAGAAAGUUGGAGGAGCUGAUUUUUCUUUUAAAAAGAAAGGAGGGGAGUUGAAAAUUGGAAGAAAAGGGAAAAAAUUAUGGAUGAAAAUAGGGAGUAUUGUGGAACUGAAUGAGAAUGGAGUACAGAUUGGUGGAAAAAUUGAUUUCGAAAAUGUCACCUUUCGAUUUGAAAAGACGAAGAAUGAUUCUACUCUUGGAGUGCAGGCUGCUGUCAUCAAAAUGAUAGCUGAGUUAAAUGGAAAGACCAUUGAGAUGAUCUGGUACGCAUUUCGCGAAGAUGGAACUAUCACUGGAGAAGAUGGCAAUGAGUAUAAUGUGAGAAAAGGGAGUAUAAAGAUGAACUUGAAAUACGACAUUACUCCUUACAACGCCAGCGUGAUAUACAGAGAAUUCGACUUGCUGACAAAAUGUGGUAAGGGCACCAAGAAACCUGAAAAAGAUAACAAGCGCAAAGGUGGCCGCAAAGGGGGCAAAUCUAAAUCAAAAAGAGAUAUUAUCUCAAGUAGAGUGUGUGAUUAUGCCAGAAUAACAUUUUCACCCUCAUAUCGCGUUGGAUCUACAUGGGAGGAUAUGCCAGAGGGUUUUCCAGAGAUGCUUCCCAUUCAAAAAGCCUACGGUGGUGUGAAGUUGCGUUUCAAAGUCGGUUCAAUUUUUUAUGAUCCGGUCACCGAAGUGGGAGACGAUAUUGAUGAACCCUACCCUGGGGAUACAUCCACCGCUAAUCGUGCUGUCGGAGCAACUUCCUUACUCUUGCUGCUUGGAUCAUUUCUGAUAAAAUUGGUUGUCGUCUAAAUUAGGCUUAAGACGAAUAAGUUUUGGCUGUUUAUUUGUUGUUGUUUUUAACGUAAUUUUGACAUUUGCUUGACGUCAUUUUUGACGUGUAUGUAAUGCGAUUUUGACAUGAAUUUAGUUUAAUUUGGCGUGCUUUUUUAUAUAAAAUUGAAUUUUUGUCAAGCAAUUGGUUUUCCGUUUUGCUUUUACAUAUAAAAAUGAAUUUUCCUAUUUUUUAAAUCUACUGUUUCUCUGUUUUAAGACAACUUUUUGACAUUUUGUUUGAAAAUUUUCAUGUGUGACAUACAUGUCAACUUUCUCCCCAAAAACGUAUUCCUGGACAAAGUAAUUAGAAAAACCUUUUAGUUUUUUUUGUUGUCACAUUUGUGGUUUAUUAAUUUAUUGAGAAUUAUAGAUUUUUUGCACUGUGAAUUUUUUCGAACUUUCUCACGGAUGCGACAAGAAAUUUGUUUAACACUAUAAAUUUUGUUUUAAUAUAUUUUAUGAAUUAGAAUUUUUUUGGUAGGUUUGAAUUCAUUUAAUAUGAGCAUAGGAAUCACCCUUUUUUAAAGAAACCUGACUUAUUCUACAUUUUAUAUCUUAAAUAUUGUUUUAAUAAAUGGUUCUAAAUUAGUAUCUUGUCUGUCAAGCGGACUGAUAAAUGACCAUCCAGGAUCUGUGCAAGUAAAAUAUAUGAAAAAUAAGAAAACCUUCUAUAUAUACACAAAAUACCAGUUCUGGAGAUUCGUUUCUUGUAAUUCUUAUAAACUUUUUUCUGAUAAAAAAAGUGUGUACGGAAUGCGUGGUUUGUAAAUAUAAUUAUCUUUCAAUACCAGGUUGCCAGAUGCUAAUAAUGUUAGAACUAGGAGGGUUGAAAGAGAGUCUAGGUUGCACGCAUUUAGUCACUUGAGUUAGAUUGUAUGAUGUAAAUUAAAUGUUUAUAACCUUAUAAAACACCUUUUUUGA
Messenger RNA from Hydractinia symbiolongicarpus, 1902 nucleotides. RefSeq lists its product as uncharacterized. Lineage: Eukaryota; Metazoa; Cnidaria; Hydrozoa; Anthoathecata; Hydractiniidae. The record is from RefSeq and is a predicted model, not a curated record. The transcript is spliced from 4 exons. The coding region runs from base 85 to 957 and encodes 290 amino acids.